GUCUAAAAGGCGCAAACUGAAGCUUGAGAUUGAGUGUUGUACGCCCUUCUUUAGCUCGUUUAUUCGUGAUCCAAAAAGCGAUAAUCUGCAACUGUUUGCUUUGCUCAUGCCCCAUGGUAUUUCACCGGUAAUGUCCAAAGCCGGGAGUAGCUUUGUGCGAACGGUGGCUCCCUUAAAGAUGCUUAGCCUUGCCGGGAUUCUGUGUAUUUGGUUCGUGACGGUUGCUCAUACAAGUACCGUAACCCACAUGGAAGAAGGGCCGUGCUUGAUAAAGAGAAAGCGCAUGACUAGACUUGACCCAGUGAAGGUCGGUUUUAUGCAGAAGAUGCAUCUAACGGCAGGGAAUCCACCUUACAUCGCCAGAACGCUCAGUAUUCGACCUCCAAUAUUUGAGAUUCCUGACUUUCUCUCGGCGGAGGAGUGUGACCGACUGAUAACCGUGACGCAGAACCACCAAAUGCACGCAAGUGACGUCAUCAGUGCAGACACUAGCGUGACAGAUACGGAUGCUGACGUCUCGUUCGUCCAAUGGGAUAGCGACAAGGAUGGGACUAUCAGCAGAGCAGAGAUUUAUAACUCGCUAUUGUACCUCCGGGACCUUCAUUUUACAGAUAAAGAUAUCGACACAAUGUUCAUCAAGCUGAAACUUGGCCAAACACAAGCAGGUCACUUGACGUCAAAAGAAUUUGAUGGGCGAAGGAUCAUGUCUUAUGUGGACCAGCUACGUCAAAGCGAUCCCAAAAUCAAAGGUCGUCAUAGCAACGAGACUUGGCUUGAGAUGGACGCCGAUUCGCAGCUUAUGAACACGCUUAACCACAGGAAAGCAAAACUGACUGGACUUCCUUUAAAAAUCAUCGAGGGCAGCGAACCACCUGUGGUAGUUAGCUAUGGUCCGGGGGGACACUACCACGGACAUUACGAUUCACAUAGUGUUACCGCCGACCAGCAUUGCUGCCAUCGCGGGGACGAGAAUGACUGUCGCAUAUGCAGAUACAUCACCAUCAUAUACUUUCUCACCGACGUCGAGAAAGGUGGCCAGACGGCGUUCCCAGUAGCAGACAAUGCAACAUUCAGCGAGACGGCCUGGCGUGACGCUACAAAACACGUGUCAAACUUAAGCUCCUACUGCGCAAGCGCCAACCUACUCGUCACACCAAAGAAGGGUAAAGCGAUCAUGUGGUACAAUCACGUGCUUGAUGGUCAGACGGGAUGGAUCGGGGACCUGGACCCUACUUCCUAUCAUGGCGGAUGUGACGUCAUUAAGGGACACAAACUUAUCAUGAACAGCUGGAUAAAUGUGAUCGGGGAAGACUUCGAGCACCUGAAACCAUGGCGGGAUAAGAGGGAACGGAUUGUUGGUUAUGGUUAGGGGAUUGUGCCGUGACGUGGUAGGCUAAGAGAAUGCUUAGUAAUCCGAUUCAUCCACAUCGAUUGGCUCGCAACAUCAGACUUGACAUUGUACAAGUUUAACAAAAAAAACUAGUCUCCAGACGCCGCGCGAUGCAUUACGGGAAGGUUAAAGAAGCGCACGGAAUCGGAAUUCUCCUCCGGUUCAGGAUUUCUGUGGAUGUCCGCACAACAGCAAAUAACGACUGAGUGCGAGUCGGGAAAAACUAGGCAACAACAUGAUGUUUGAAUUGCAUCAACUCCAAAACAUUUUGUACGCGUGCUACUUUAAGCUAUGUGCUGACGGAAGGUUGUGGCAGGCUCUUGCUCCAGAAAAUAACAUUCUGGAUAAAUAAAUACAUAUAAAACAUACAAGAUAACAAA
Messenger RNA from Nematostella vectensis (starlet sea anemone), 1770 nucleotides. RefSeq names its product transmembrane prolyl 4-hydroxylase. The record is from RefSeq and is a predicted model, not a curated record. Gene Ontology annotation, biological process: peptidyl-proline hydroxylation to 4-hydroxy-L-proline. Bases 107 to 1369 code for a protein of 420 amino acids. NCBI's taxonomy places the organism in Eukaryota, Metazoa, Cnidaria, Anthozoa, Actiniaria, Edwardsiidae. Gene Ontology annotation, molecular function: L-ascorbic acid binding; procollagen-proline 4-dioxygenase activity; iron ion binding. The transcript has 10 exons. Gene Ontology annotation, cellular component: endoplasmic reticulum.